AUGUCGCCCAAAACUUUCCGGAUCACCGUCCUUCCUGGAGAUGGUAUCGGCCCCGAAGUCAUCUCCGAAGCUGUGAAGGUCCUUCAGGUGGUGUCGGCUGCCUCGCCUAACAUCGAGCUGCAACUUGACGCGCAUGACUUCGGAGGAUGUGCCAUCGACGCUCAUGGUGAUCCUCUACCGCAGUCGACCUUGAAGGCAUGCCAAGAGGCGGACGCUAUCCUCAUGGGAUCUAUCGGCGGUCCCAAAUGGGGCGUAAACAGUCCUGUACGCCCCGAGCAGGGCCUGCUGAAGCUCAGGAAGACCCUUGGGCUCUAUGCCAACAUCCGCCCGGCAUCCUUCGCGUCCGACUCGCUCCUCGCAAUAUCCCCUUUGAAGCCUUCCAUCGCUCAAGGCGUCGACAUCAUCGUCGUCCGCGAGCUCAUCGGGGGCGCCUACUUCGGAAAACGCCAGGAGCUAGGGACUGGCUCUCCCGGAGACACGGCAUGGGACACCAUGAUAUACAGCGUUCCGGAGGUCCAGCGCAUCACCCGCGUUGCAGCGCAAAUCGCAUUGGCAGCCAACCCGCCCCUCCCAAUCCAUUCUAUAGACAAAGCCAACGUCUUGGCCAGCUCGAGGUUGUGGAGGAAGGUCGUUACGGAGACGAUCGAGACGGAAUAUCCGCAGUUGAAGUUGGACCAUCAACUUGUUGAUUCCGCGGCCAUGAUCAUCGUAUCAAACCCGAAAAAGCUCAACGGCGUCGUCGUCACCGAGAAUCUGUUCGGAGACAUUCUCUCCGAUGAAUCCAGUGUCAUCCCUGGAUCUCUUGGAUUGUUACCAUCUGCAUCACUUGCUGCCGCACCAUCGACGCCGGGCAGCGCUGAUUUCAAACCAGCCCUCGGGCUGUACGAACCGAUACAUGGGUCUGCCCCAGAUAUCGCUGGACAAGGCAUCGCAAACCCUAUCGGUACCAUCUUAAGCGCAGCCAUGCUCCUACGCUAUUCUCUUGGACUGGAGGCCCAGGCGAAGGCCAUCGAGAGCGCCGUGCGAAAGGUACUUGACGAUACUGAGAUCGGCGGCUUCGGUCUACGGACCGCCGACAUGGGCGGCAGCGUGAAGACGACAGAGAUUGGGCAGAAGAUUGUGGAGGUUCUAAAAACGCUGCUUUGA
Molecule: messenger RNA, 1146 nt
Organism: Punctularia strigosozonata HHB-11173 SS5
Lineage: Eukaryota; Fungi; Basidiomycota; Agaricomycetes; Corticiales; Punctulariaceae
Product: 3-isopropylmalate dehydrogenase
Exons: 5
Coding region: 1-1146 (381 amino acids)
Biological process (GO): L-leucine biosynthetic process
Cellular component (GO): cytosol
Molecular function (GO): magnesium ion binding; 3-isopropylmalate dehydrogenase activity; NAD binding
Source: RefSeq, a predicted model, not a curated record